This is a messenger RNA of Bolinopsis microptera, 2488 nucleotides long. RefSeq names its product mucin-2-like. Gene Ontology annotation, biological process: positive regulation of transcription by RNA polymerase II. Gene Ontology annotation, molecular function: transcription factor binding. The record is from RefSeq and is a predicted model, not a curated record. Lineage: Eukaryota; Metazoa; Ctenophora; Tentaculata; Lobata; Bolinopsidae. The transcript has 12 exons. The coding region runs from base 28 to 1521 and encodes 497 amino acids.
UACAUUUAUUGAAGAUCCCUAGGAGUGAUGGCUGAUGAUGGUGAUAAAAACAGAAAAAGGAGAAGGGUCGACAAGAAAGAUUCCAGUGAUGAUGGUGUUAUAGAUUUGACAGCCUCUAAAUCCAACUCCUUCAAAAUACAUGACGUGGUUGAUCUAACAGCUCCAGUGGCUCCCAAACCUGUUCAGAGCUCUCAGCAGAGUUUGGGAGGCUUCAGACCUAAAACAUUUGGGGACUGUGACAUUGUGUCGGCAAAAGACGACAAACUGUUUGACGACGACAUAGUGAUAGUUGUGUCCGAUGCAUACCGGGAGAAAAGGAGACAAGAACGGAAAAAUAGAACUCCAAACAGAAUUCCAAUCGCUCCAGCUUCGGAUCCUAAUCUACCUUCCAGUUCGAACAGUUCUGCAGGCUGGAUAAACUCAUCAGCUCCGUCUUCAACCACCUCCGUGAACCAAACACCCAACAACCCCACCACUCCAGUCAGCACACCAUCACUCCCAACUCCCAACAUCCCCCAGCUGACCCCGCUAACCAGACCAGCUCCUCCCAUCUCCACCCCUCCUCCCAUCUCCACCCCUUCUACAGCUUCAGCUGCCAGCAACAGUUUACCUCAGUCAGCCGCUAGCAGCAGUAAUCUCGCAAGUUUGACGGUAUCUUCUGUAAUCAGUGCAGUGACAGGGGCUUUAGCGACCCUCUCCAAUCCUUCACCUCCACCCUCAGGGUCAAUACCCUCUGGAUCAGCAGGAAUCACUACAGCCAGUAAUACUGGAGAUAACAAUGCCGUUGUACUCAAUACUGUAGAAACGGAAAACGAACUCUGGGUCCGAUUUAGACGACAUGACCAAAGGAAGGAGUUCAUGUGCCCGUGCUCGCGGUGUCGGUGCCGCAACUGGUGGCUAACGUACAACACUGUCAAGAAUCACUGCGAGUCAUCGGGUUGUGUGCGCGGUUGGGUGCCCGCUAACUCUCCUGCCGCUCCAAAUUCGGAGUUUGGUGCACUAGCUAUCGCUGCAGGAGGACAAGUCAAUAGUCCAGGGAUACGAGCCCCUGCUGCCCCCGGUGCGCCGGCCCGAGUAGCUCCUCCUCCCGCCCCUGUUAGAGCCGCGCCUCCGCAAAACCCUGGCCCUGUUAUCACUGAUAAUAGACCUAACAGGGCUGUCUACCCGGGGCACCCGUUUCAUGGGUUGAACCCGGUCCACCGACCGCGACACCCCGACCCGAGACACCACCUUGCCACCCUCCAGACAGCUGGGCCCCCUCCUGCUCCUGCUGGUCCCUCGCUAGCUAACCUGCCUCUGACUGUACCAAAUGUGGUGGACAACGAUCCUAACCCACUCACCUGCCCUGUCUGUCUCGAUAGUAAAGCUCAGAUCCAAGCUUCAAGUAGAACCCUGGUGUCGACGACAUGUGGUCACGUGUUCUGCAGCUACUGUAUCGAACAAGUCUUCAAGUCCACCAGACAGUGUCCUCAGUGCCGGAAGAAACUCACCAACAGAGGCUGGCAUCCUCUUUACAUCUAGACGAGUUCUACUUUCCGCAUCCUCUUCCUUGGAAGAUCACGACGACGUGACAAUAUACGAUCUAGAUUUCAAUUAGGAUCAAUCUUUGUAAACAGGGACCCUCCCUAAUUUAACAAUUUUUCGUUGUGAAAUUUGCAUUUUGUAUUGAUGUUCUUUUCAUGGUAUAAAUCACCCAUGUUUUAGAAUUUCUGAGUGAUAACAAAAUUUCAAAUCACAAGCUUGUUCUAAAGCUCAAUAUUUAGUCAUAAUUUAUUAGUUUUUAAUUGGUUGAUAGUUCUACAGCUGAUACCUGUAUACUAUUAACCCUAUCAGCUUAAAUUUAUACAAUAUUACUAUAUGGGUUGAGACUGAAUGCUCGAAGAUAGAUGCUAUUUAUAAUUUUAAACAAAAUUCUUUGUCAGUGGCUUGUUUAAAACAUUAUUUCAAUAAUUUUAAGGUCAGAAAUAGUUAUAAUAUUUUACUAUAUUCUACCCAAUCUAUCAUCGCGUACAAUUCGUACAAUUUCUUGUGAAUAAUGUAAACUUGGGAAGCUUGACUACGAAUAAGGAGAAUUGUUACCGUGCCCCGUGGUUUUACCAACUAUUUAAAUUUAUAUAUCCCUUUUGUAGCAAAUACGAUAUACCAUUAAUUAAAUUUAGCAAUAAUUUGAAAUAGCAGUAAAAUCUAUUACUGUUAGCUGGAAUAAUGAAUAUUUUACUUUCGUUAGUAAAACUCUUAAUUUAAUGUCAAACGUUUUGCGAAAAAUCAUCUUAAGAAUGGAAAAUGAUACCAGAUAUGAGAUACGGAGGUAGUGUUUGUAUGUUUUUGUUUCGUGGUGAAUUCCAUGUCGGAAUUAAAUGUGUGAGAAUUUGUUUACUCUUUUUCCUGAAUUCUUUAAAAGCUUAAAUGGAAAACCACCGAUUUGUCAACCUAUUUUGUAGUUAUAACUAAUAGUAUUAAUUAUAGUUUAUAGAAAUCUUUAAUAGCA